Molecule: messenger RNA, 4791 nt
Organism: Lineus longissimus
Lineage: Eukaryota; Metazoa; Nemertea; Pilidiophora; Heteronemertea; Lineidae
Product: von Willebrand factor A domain-containing protein 3A-like
Exons: 28
Coding region: 81-3764 (1227 amino acids)
Source: RefSeq, a predicted model, not a curated record
ACAUAAAGCCUUGCAAAAUUACAUGGCUUACAUCAAAUAGAGACCGAUUUUGCUGUUUAGCAGACCUCAUCGAACAAAAUAUGGAUAAUUCGUAUGAAUUUGAACAUGAUUACGUUGAGAAUGCGGGGGAUGAAGACGAGGAGGACAUUGAUGACAUCUUGAAUGAUCUUGAUGUUGAUGAAGAGGACGACGAUGAAGGCAAUGAUAGCGAUGAACAGAAGACGAGGAAGAGUUUCUUCAAUGAGGAAGAGUGGGUUCCUGUUGAUACGAAGAAGGCCAUGCCGCCAAAAGAAUUGCUUGUCACUCAUGUUAAUCAGACAAAAGAUCUCAUGAGAGUGAGAGAUGUAUCUGCCUCUUAUAGUGAAAACCAGCACUCGGGAGAAUGGCUGGAGUCCCACAGUAUCGAAUCUUUACAACUGACAAUCCAACAACUGGUCGAAAAAGGAAAAGUCGGAAAUCCUGCUGUCAAUAAGGAGAACGGGAAGUUAAGUCAGCACAUCCAGUUUGAAGCUCAAGACAUCAAUGAAUUUGAGUACAAAUUACACAUGGCAAUUGAAACUUACACAAAAAGAAUCAAAUGGUUACUACAGGGUAGUAAGCGAACAUUCGGUAUGGUCAAAGGGAACAAGGUUGCCGUGUGUAUUGAUACAUCUGAUGCCAAUACGGGCUUUGGUCGCCUGUCUGCCUUCCAAGACUCUUUGAUGCAUCUGAUUGAUGAACAGUUAGCCAAGAAGAAGAGUCUGUACAUCACCAGCUUUGGCUCGGACGUCAACCCGCUCUGGGACGUGGUCAGAGAUGUCAAUUGUAGAACUGUGGAGGAAGCCAAGGAGUUUGUGAUGGGCCUGCGCCCCAGUGGCGGUUGUAACCUUCUCAAGGCAAUGAAACAAGUUAUGAAACUCAAGGACAUCAAUUCAAUUCUUCUUGUUUUGGGCAGCGUGCCUGACCAAAGUUCCGAGAUUCUCUGCGAUUACAUCAACCAGAUGGGGGCUGGGAAAGAAAUGCCUCUUCACACGGUUGCCUAUGACUGCAGCAAUCAUCUCACAAACCUCACGCUCCGAAAGGUUGCUGAAGAAUCCAGUGGCCGAUAUCAUUGCUAUACCGCCACUUGUGAGGAGCAGAUCUACACCGGGACCGAUAUCAGCGUGCUCUUGAAGGAGAUCCAGAAAGCGCAGGAUGUCAUCAAUAAGAUCAAGGAGAUGAGACAGGGGAUGAUGGGGAGUGCGUUAGUUAGUAUACUGAAUGAGAUUUCCCUCGAAGUAGCCAAGCUACCUCAGUCAAGAUUCUUGCCCCGUCCACCUGGCCAUGACCAACCACUCAAAAUCACACAGCCAAAAUUCCAUCCGUCCUCAUCAGCUGACUGGCUCGCACAACAUGGGCUCAAAGCCAAAGGUCUUGAUUUGUAUCAAGUUCUAUCCCCUAACGCAUAUUCAUACAAGGAGGAAUUCAUCCCGGUCAUUAGGAAGACUGUCAUCUCACAGGUGCAUGAGAAAGCCAUGGCUCAGUUCCAGUGGCACGACGGAAGCAUGAAGAACAUCCACGUUGACAUGACGCAGCUUUUCGAGUACCAGAAACAGCUCGGAGCUGGGGUGAAACUCUACGAGAAGAGGGUCAACUGGCUCUCCAGUGUCAGCAGGAAAAUAUUUGGAACUAUUGUCGACAAAAACCUGGUGAUUCUUGUAGAUCUCUCUAUCUCGAAUAUCAACUACUUGGUUCACAUCCAGCAUUCCAUACGAAUCCUUCUUGAGCAGCAAAUGGCCAACAAGGGAUACUUUAACAUCAUAGGCUUUGGAAGUCAAGCUACUUCUUGGAAGCCGACCAUGAUGAAAGUGACAGAAGAAAAUCUCCAGAGUGCCUGGAAGUGGGUUUUGGACAUGCAGUGUUCAGGCAGCAGGAACUUUAUGUCAGCCUUACGCUUAGCAGUUGAAAAUGAUGAGGAGAAGAAGCAUCAUAUAGAGGUUGAGGGUAUCUAUCUGUUCACGAGUGGUAUCCCCGACCAGCCAGCAGACGUCAUCUGUCAGUACGUCGAGGAAUCCGUAGCAGGACGAGAUAUCAAGUUACAUAGCGUGCUAUUCAAUGUGGACGACUACGACGCCUCUGGUGCUAUACCAGGACGAUAUGCUAAUAUCACAAAGACGGCGGAUGCAUUGAGAACAUUGGCGCAUUGCUCUAACGGUCGUUUCCAUUGGUUCAGAGAGUUAGGUAUCAUAGAAAGUGAUGACAUCUCCCUGGUGUCGGCCGAGAUCGAGAAAGCUAUCAACUUCUCCAAGAAAUGUGCCAUGUUGGUCGACUCAGUCAAGAGGAAGUAUGGCAAGAAGAUCAUCAUCAGGGAUGAUGAUAUCCAGGACCUGAAGCCUAUUGGUGGACCACAGAAGCUGAAGGCACUUCUUCCUCCAAAACCAACAGCACUUUCAUUGGCCAGACAGAUGUUGACCGACAAGGAUGACGAAAAGCCACGCUCGCGACCAUCAAGUGCGCGGAAGGAACUAACUGUCUCCGUCCCCUGUAGGCGGCGCCCCCACUCUGCCAAAGAUCCCAUGCUCUCGGUCAGGUCGGGAAAAAAAGUUGUGCAAUCUGCAUUCUACACGGAAGAUAAAACGUCCAGGCCAGCCAGUUAUGGAAUGACCUUCAAGAAGUACCCCGGUCAGCGAUCUGUAAGAAAGGCCAUUCCAGCGCCCGUCAUCCCCAGCAAGGAGGACCAAGUCGCAUCUAAGGAAUGGCUCAAGAUGUACAGCCUCAACAAACUCAAACUAGAUCUGGAUAAACUGGUUUCAGGACCCGAUUGUAAACACAUUGAGAAACAAGUGAAGAGCCUUCACAGACACGUGUCCGCAAAGUACUGCACCAUCUUCCCGAGCGUGAAUGUGAGAGGGACGGUCAAACAUCUACAGCUUCUUCCUCACGAGUUGAACAGAUAUGAGGAGGUGUUGAUGCUGGUGUUGAAGAGGUACUUGAGACGCUUGCAGUGGCUGCUCAGUGGCAGUAGACGCGUGUUUGGUACCGUCGCUCACAGAAAGUGCAUGAUUCUUGUCGAUACGUCUGGUUCGAUGGAGGGUCACAUGGCUGAGCUGAAGAAAGAGCUUGCUUCGCUAAUCUGGGACCAGCUGCACUCGAUACAGGCCAAAUUCAAUCUGAUCCGUUUCUCUGGCUCCUGCGAGGUGUGGCAAGACCAGCUGUUACAUGCGACAGACGAGAACUGCCACAACGCCGUCCGAUGGGUGUCGACACUCCGAGCUGGAGGGAACACAUGCACACUGGAUGCUCUCGAGCUUGCUUUCAUGGAUAACGAGGUGGAGGCAGUGUAUCUGCUGACUGACGGCAAGCCCGAUAACUCCACCGCGAUGGUCCUGAGGGAGGUGGCCAGGAUGAACGCCAACAGACAUGUGGCAGUCAAUACAAUAUCGUUUAACUGCUCAGACAGCACGGCCAAUAAUUUCUUGAAGCUGUUAGCUGUGGAGACUGGUGGGAGAUACCACAGGUGUCAUAGUGAGUUCGAUGCAGAAAUGUUUGCUCAUAAGAUCCUGUCGCAAGGAGUGGAUGAUGUGGAGUAUCCACACCUGCCUGACUUUGAGGGAGAUGAUCUCAGAAGACUCGGGGCCGAGAUUGCCCAGGCGAGGCGCUUCCUGGCCCAAGCUCGACAGUAUAGGUCACUCAUUGAGAAACACAGCACAAACAACGCUGACCACGAUACCAACAGGAAUGACCAAACACAAAUGCCAUCAAGACCUCAUUUUGUGAUAGGGAGACCAAAAAGUGCCAAAUACUAGAAGAACUCUGUGGAAAGCUUCAUGUGUGCUAUCAACCUAUUGAUUAGUGCAUUGAAACUAUUGUUCUGCAUGCAGCAUUAACUCUUUCAGCCCGUAACUCGUUUGAUUUGAAAACCGAGGCAAGUUUCAGAAAAUCUGACUUUCAAAAUGAGCAGACGAUAGCACUGAUUGCAUGAUUGCAGCGCCAUCUGUAAACUACAAAUCCAAUUAUAAUCGAUUGAAAAGCUCGUCGACACAUUGUCAUAUGUUGCUUGAGUCGCCACAAGUGUACUUAAGGGUGAAGGCAUCAUAAAUGACUGUGCGGGGAAUUUGAAUUUGAAAAACCGCGAGUAUACGGUCUGCGGCUGUGAAAUCAAACAUUGCGGACCGUGUAUAUACGGCUUGCGGACUGAAAGAGUUGCCAGGCUUGCCUCCUGGACUUGAAACCUGAGUAACAUCAUCCCAAUCUUUCUCAACUGAGAUGUGGCACAGCAUCAAGUGUUGUCAGCGCUGCAUGCAGGAGGAUUAUUGGCAGGAGUGAGGUGGACCAGUUUAAGUUUCACGAAGUCAACAAUAGGUGUCACUGCUUAUUACUGGUCUGGAAAGUCCUGCGGGAUUUGGGAAAUGAUUGAGAACUGUGUUAAUGGUAUGCCCAAAUCAUGCUCAGUAUUUGGAUUAGAAAAGUCCUAAUACCAAAUGUGUGUGUGUUGUAAAGCAUCCUCUUUCGUUUUACUCUUUUUCACUUCUAUAAGGUCAGUGACAGAUAUUCAAUUCUUGCCACUUUACUUGUCUUUCUACAAGGAUAUUGUUCCGAGGAGUACCAGGGGGCAAUGGUGAUGAACCUACCAGUCAGGCUGUAGUGUUUGUGAACAAUUCAGUGCAUACUUGUGCGAGAUGUGUGUUUAAAGAUCAACUGACCUAUAUAGUGAUGUAGAGCAUCUUUAGUUUUUUCGAAAAAAGUCCAGCGUAAAUCCGCCCGACCGGGUUCAGAACCCACACAGACUUUUUAUGGCUUGGGAGAUUUUUAUUUCAAAUGCUUCUUUUUCGA